Molecule: messenger RNA, 906 nt
Organism: Phytophthora infestans T30-4
Lineage: Eukaryota; Oomycota; Peronosporomycetes; Peronosporales; Peronosporaceae
Exons: 1
Coding region: 1-906 (301 amino acids)
Cellular component (GO): membrane
Source: RefSeq, a predicted model, not a curated record
AUGGGAUGCGUGGACUGGCUGGCGAAAUGCGUGAGUGCGCUGCUGCUGAUCUCCAUCAACGUUUUCUUGGCGCUCGGUGCCGGCUUGGUGCUUUAUGUGGCGGUUUUCGUGCGUCACACGGGCUGGGUGGAAGUCAUCCAGGCUUAUUGGUCUCCUAUCAACGGGCUCGCUACAACGCUCAUCUGUGUGGCCGGUGUAGUCAUGGCCAUGGCGGCACUCGGUACUAUAGCCACACUGUGUCGCUGGAGAGCGGGGCUCUGCUACUAUAUGAUCUUCGUGAUACUCGUGCUGGUGCUGUUCGCCCUCAUUACCGUCUGCUCCUUCCUGCUUUGGAGCAUGUUUUCUGGCUGGGAGGAUGAGACAUACCCGGCCAGCAGCAGCGAGUCAGACAUCAAGGUCGACUUUGAUCAGGUCUACUGUUACGCCCAGGGCGUGUAUAUCUGCAACGAAGGCUCGGCCUCCGACGCUCUGACCAUGUUCGCACCCGACCUGAAUUCGACCAUCACCGACGUGUUUGCGAAUGUCAGUGGCGGCGUCAACAUACUUUGCGAUGAAUACUUGAAAGAUUACGAUGAGCUCGCAGACGUGUGCAACGGAUGUGAUAAAGCACGCGAGUUCAAACACUUCUCGUCCGUACUUGAGUGGUCUAGGGAGUGCGAACCAGAUGCGAAAACUUUGGCGUGGUGUGGGAAUUGGUUUCUCGACGGGAGUGCAGCGAACACGACAGGGACAACAGCACCUUACACACACUGCCGAGAGGCGUUUCUCGAUCUUGUCAGCAACUACUCGUUAUACCUUGCAAUUGGAAGUGUCAUCGUCGUUAUCGGCUCAGUUGCUGUUAUUAUCAUGUCGUGUUAUUUGCGGCGUCGCGACAUGUACAUGAACGACGUCUAUGAGGCGUUCUAG